GGAGACCUAUUCUAGACCGCGGAGUAAAAUUUCGGGCUUAUUCUGAGGUUGGCAAAUCAGCAGUCAUUCUCGGAAAGUUUUGAGGCCAACAGCAUCAACAGUGGACGUAGAUCUCCGCAAGUUCCACAUGUAUUAUUACAACUUUAACUUUCUUGUGAAAAUUAUUCAGUCUAGGAGUCUAUAUUAUGGAUAAGGAAGAUAUCCACAAAACUGCAAUAGCCGCUGAGCUUUACUUUCUCAUCGCCAAAUUUUUGGAAGCCGGGCCUUGCAGUGAAACUUCUAAGGUGCUGAAGGAGGAGUUGGUCAAGUAUGAGAUUUUGCCCAAAAGGUUGGACUGGGAAGGUUCGGAGCACAAUCAGUCUUUCGAUGAAGUGAAACAAAAAUUCACGCACAUAGGUGCUAAUCACUUAGUAUCAAUAUGUCAAAGGAUUGGGCCAAUUCUUGACAAAGAAAUAAAACCAACUGUCAGUGGUCUGAACUCUCUCCUAGGUGCUGGUAGGCAGUCUUUACUACGAACAGUUCAUGAUGUUUGCCGGAAGUGGUUUCCAGUUCAAGAUUAUUCCGUCCGACUUAAUUCUAGACCGUUGUGUGAACCUGUUGGCUUUAAAUGUCACAACUUAGUCAAGGUGUUGCAAGGCAGGGAAAAUUCAGGCCCUCUCUCACGGCGGCAAGUAACAAUUCCUGCAUUCUAUUCCAGACUGCAACAACUUUGCUGUACGCUUGGACAUCUCUCAGCUGUUUAUUGCCUCUUGUUUGACAACACAGGAAAUUAUGUCAUAACAGGUGCUGAUGACCUGUUGGUGAAGGUUUGGAGUGUGAAAGAUGGACGUCUUUUGGCAACAUUAAGAGGCGCCUCAACUGAAAUUACAGACAUUGCUGUAAACACUGAAAACACCUUGCUUGCAGCCGGCAGUGUAGACAAAAUUCUCCGAGUAUGGUGUCUUCAGACUGGGUAUCCUGUUGCUGUUCUAACUGGACACUCGGGGAUGAUCACAGGUGUCAAUUUCUGUCCCACAAUCGUGAAUGGUGUUCACUAUUUAGUUUCUACAAGUACAGAUGGAUCUGUAGCUUUUUGGAGUUAUUCAACAAGUGCUUCAAAAGAAACAACUUUUCUGCCCAAGCCCAUUUUGUACAACGAAAAAAUGAGGCCUGGCAAUGCUCAAAUGAUUUGCUCAGGUUUUUCACCUGGUGGAAUGUUUUUAGCUGCAGGGAGUGGAGAUCACCACGUCCGAAUUUACAAAAUGGAUGAGCCGGAAGGUCCAACACGAGUUCUGGAAAUCGAAGCUCACUCAGAUCGUGUGGACAGUAUACAGUGGGCUCAUUCACACCUUAGGUUUAUUUCUGGCUCCAAAGACGGUACCGCUAACAUUUGGUACUAUUCACGACAACAGUGGAAGAAUAUUCAGCUGAUGAUGAACAAAAAAUUAUCUGGCGAAUCUGAAGAUGACGCAAAACUCAUUAAGUUCCUAAGAGUGACCAUGGUAAGCUGGGAUGUGUCUGACAAAUGGGUUAUAACGGCAGUUGCUGACCAUACGCUCAAAAUUUGGAAUUCCUUCACGGGUGAUUUAAUUCAAGUGCUCAAAGGACAUUCCGAUGAAGUUUAUUGUGUCGAAUCUCAUCCGCAUGAUUCGAGAUUACUCCUAAGUGCCGGUCAUGAUGGUCAGUUAUUCCUUUGGGACAUUUUAACCGGUGAAAAAAUAAGUCAUUUCCAAAAUGCAAUAGAAGGACAGGGCUUUGGAGCAAUAUUUGAUGCUAAAUGGUCACCAAAUGGGACUAUGAUGGCUGCAACCGACUCCCAUGGCCAAAUUUUAAUGUACGCUCUAAGCGUUAGUGAUUCUGAAAGACAGGUACCUCGAGAGUUGUUCUUUCACACUGAUUACCGACCCUUGAUCCGUGAUGCACAGCACAACGUUCUUGACGAACAAACCAACAUAGCGCCGCACCUAAUGGCACCUCCGUUUUUAGUAGACAUAGAAGGCAACCCGUACCCUCCGUGGCUACAAAGGCUUGUUCCCGGCAGAGAACUUUGCACUGCUGAUCAGCUCAUUCCCAACAUAAUUUUCAAUGCCUCUGGUCAGCAAGAAGUAAUUGAAGGCUUGCAUGAACCGCAACAAAAUCUAGAUCGAAUUAUUCAAGUUUUAGAUGCCCGAAUCCAGAAUUUGGAACAAGGCGCCAGGUCGAGAAUCUCUCCAACUCCUCGUGUUCAUCAAGGUCCAAGGCGAUCUGGGGACAUAGAGGGUGUGCGACAGUCGUCCGGUAACUGGCAGCAGAAGGGUUUCCAUUGGUCUCAACGACAGCUUUGUGAGCCGCUAGAUCCAGCAUCUCUCAAACAGAAGUCUGAAAGGAUACGAUUUUAUGCUGGCCUAGAAUUGGAUCAAUAUAGGCGAGAAUCAAAGCGCCCACCAGAAGUUGUCACCCCUGUGCAACCUGUAUUAGUGAAGAAACGCGUGAAGAGAAAUCAUAACUAUCGAACUCGAGCAGCGCAUGAAGAGCAGCUCAGUAGUCAGUUUGAGGAUCCCUCGAAUCUCAAUCUUGGCGGCAGUGACUCAGGGAAUGAUAGUGCUCAAAUUAUUUCAUCCGCCUAUGAAUCCGAAGAUAACGAUUCAGGAUCAUCCUCAGACUCCUCCAGUUCUUCCGUGUAUUCAGACUGGAUAGCAGAUAAUCAAAUCAACUUGGAGCCUCCAAAGCGGUCUCGUCAGAGGAGGCCUCCACCCAAGAAAAAGAAAGCAGAAACAAUGCCACCAAUCGUCAAAAAUCAACUGCCGCAGGAAGUUCCAGAAAUUUUCCGUCCUCCAGAAUGGUUAUCAGAAGUUAUUCCUAAAAAAUCACCUUACUAUCCGCAAAUGGGUGACGAACUGGUGUUUUUCAAACAAGGGUACCUGCUGUAUCUUGAAGCUGUCAAGGUCAAGAAUGUAUAUCCUGUGAACGAUCGAAUGGCGAAUCCCUGGGGGAAAUUACAGAUGAAGGAACCUGAACUAGUGAAAGUAGUCGGAAUCAGGUAUGAAAUUAAACCUCCGCGGCUGUGUUGCCUCCGAUUUGCGAUUAUGAAACAGAAUGGGCGCUUAACCAAUGACAUGUUUACCAUUAAAUACCAUGAUAUGCCUGAUGUGAUAGACUUUUUAGUCCUCCGGCAAACAUAUGAUACUGCUCUUGCCAGGCAGUGGAAAGUUGGUGAUAGAUUCCGAAGUAUGAUUGAUGACGCCUGGUGGUGGGGAACCAUAGAAUCUAGGCGUACCGACCAAAAUCGACUGAAUUCGCCUUUCCUCUGUUUCCGUGUUCUUUGGGACAACAAUGAGCGUGAAAAUUUGAGUCCAUGGGACUUGGAACCCUGUGAUCCAGACUGUGAGCCUGACGAACGCGGAGGUUCAGCGCCAGUCUUACCAGAAGAAAUCGAGGCAAUCUUGUACCAUCCCCGUCCGACUGAGUGGCCUCAUGGUGACAGGGAGGGAGCUUGUCAACGCAUCCUUCACGGGCUCAACCAAGUGAUGACCAUGUCGAUAGCUGAACCAUUUUUAGUGCCUGUCGAUAUCAGUCAAUAUCCUACUUACGCGUAUAUUGUCGAGUAUCCUCUAGAUCUUUCAACAAUCAAAGCAAGGUUUGAGAACCAGUUUUACCGGAGAGUAACAGCAGCACAAUUUGAUGUUCGGUAUCUAGCGACUAAUGCUGAAAAAUUCAACGAGCCUCACAGUACUAUUGUCAAGAAUGCCAGAAUAAUAACAGACAUCUGUCUUAGGAUAAUCAAGGAAUUAGUGGAAGUUGACGUACCUUCUCUCUACCGCCAAUUACAAGAAUCGUAUCAUUCGUCAGACUCGGAGGACGAAAAAGUUACGUUAACCUCAACUAGAUUAAGACCUAGCACAUCAGCAUCUCGACAUUCAGUUCGGCGAAGGAAUGGAUUGAGGCAGCCUUUCGAGUGGAGGAAAGAGUGCAAAAUUUUACUCGAGAAAUUAUGGGCUUCUAAAGACAGUGAACCUUUCAGAGAGCCAGUGGAUCGGCUUGUGCAUCCAGACUAUGAUAAAAUCAUUAAUACCCCAAUGGACCUGGGUACAGUUAGGGAUGAACUGAGUGUAGGGAAUUAUGAGAAUCCUAAUGAAUUUUGUAAAGACAUAAGACGAAUUUUUGAAAAUGCUAAAAGCUACACUCCUGACAAGCACACCAAAAUUUAUUCCAUGACCGUCCGAUUAUCUGCGUUAGCUGAGGAACAUCUGAAACGGAUAACAAACUGCUGGAAGAAUCAGCAGCAUACUAGAUCAAGAACAAGGCUAAAUGGUGCUGUUAAUUCACAAGCUCGAUCGUCCAGAAGAAUCAUCAAUAGUAGAAAGAGAUCAACAACAAGCCCUCAACCUGGCACAAGUAGAGAUGUUCCAAAUCCAUUAGAUUGUGAACCAACCUCAUCUGGCAUCAGAGUAUUAAGGCCAAAACGUGUUGUCAAACAAGACAGUGAUGACAGUAACACCUCAGGGAGCAGUGAUAGUUCAGGGAGUGGAAGUGAUAGUGAUAGUGAGAGCGAGAGUUCAGCCAGUGAUAGCGAAGAAAAAUCCAGCUCUAAUCAACCGAAAAACAAAAUAAUUCCUCAGAAAGGACGCAAACGGCUCAAAUCCUCCAGCCCUGAGGAAGUACACCAAAAUCACGAAGCAGACUCAUCUCGUGUUCGGACCAGAGGCGUGAGGCAAAACUAUGCUGUCAUGAUGAAAUCGGAAGAAAGCGACGUCAGUGAUGAAGUGAUCACAGUCAACAAAAGACAACCGCCCAAAAAACAUUCGCCCCUUAAAAGCUCCAAUUCAAAAGCAGCAACAUCUCUUAGAGCCGUGCGCAGGGUGCGGAACUGCAGUAGCGAAAACUCGAUGAACUCGAUCUCCAAUAGUGGAACUAGUGAAAGUGCGUCACAACUCACCUUCCAAGGCAGUUUAGAAUCUAAUUCACGAACUAGAACGCCUCAGAAACGGAAACGGAGAAAGAUUUUAAUUUCAGAUAGUGAUGAUAGUGAGCCUAGCAGUCGGAGGCCUCAACGAGGCAAGAGGAAAAAUUAUGAUGAACAUAGUGAUGCUAGUAGUACUGCUGAAAGAAACGGUCACUCGGACAGUGACGAGAAUCAGCCAGCAAUUUCAAUGAGUAGCCGGGGUCGCGUACGCAAACUGACGGCUAAAGCAAGAGCCUGUUUUCGCGACAGAUAGAGUUUGAUACCCCCUUCCCCGCCUUCGCCCUCAGAUGAAAUCAUAGUAGGGCUCCCCCUUGAUAGUUUCCCACAACUCGAAGACUGAUUUUUUUCAUUUCUUAUUAGUAAUGUUUAAAAUUUUUAUGUGAGGUUGAUUCAGUAUUUUAGGAAGUGUACUCUUUCAUUAGCAUAUCAAUAUCAUUACUUCUGAUUUUGUUUUAUCAUGUAAAGGCAUCAUGCGAUUUGACAGUUCUUCUCAGAUGAUCUUGUCACAAGUAAAUCCAUGAUUUUCUACCUGAAGUAAUGUAGGGACCAAAAGUGUCCUUUGGUUUAGAACAAGGUUUUUUUCUGAAAACUAAGUGUAAAAAAUAUAUUUGGAAGGGAUUUAAAACGCCUGUUGAAGCUGUUCAAUUUCGGAAUGAGAAGCAAUGCACGCUAGAUAAAUUUUCAAUGAAAAUGUAGAAGCAGAAUCUCUGUUUUUACUGGAAAUGAAAAAGAUUCCUGUAAUAUAGUUCUCAUCAACAUAUCCGACAAGCUGAAAACUCAGGUAAGCCCUCGCAUAGGUAGCCAUUUUAUUUAAAUUUUUUAAUUAAUGGAAGGUACACAUUUUCAAUAAAUGCUGAAUUUUCCUAACAGAGUCUAUUUCAAACCAUUCAAGUUUUUAAAUUUAACAGCGUAAUCUGGAAUUGUCAUACGUUAAGUGUGGGCAUGGAAAUGCUCAUGGUAUGGUUGUAUGAGGUUAGAGAAAUCUUUAAAAACGGGUAGUAACAAUCAGUCUGUUAUUUUUAAUGAACUCGCGGGAAAGGGGGAGGGGGUAUCAACCUGAAAUAAAAUUGUAAAUCCCUGUUAAAAACUUUCGACAAUCAUUUGUUUUCCUGUCCCAGCUAUUCCCAAAAUAAAUGAUUUUGUCCAAAUAGAAGUUUCCGCGAGUCUCCGUUUUCAAAGAUUACUCUAAAAGGAGUAGUGCUAGCAAUGCAUUGCAUGCUAUCAUGCGUUUCCUGAUAAUAAUCAUCUCAGAAAAGUUUAUUCCCUACGGCAAUAGCCAGGGGGAAUUUAUUUGAUCUGUGUAAUCAUGAUUUUCUCGGCCUCAAUUGAUGGUUUGAAUUAGACUCAACCAUGUACAAUCUAUGCCUAAAAGAUGAAAGGCCAUAACUACAUCACUCCUUUGUCACCAUGUUAGUGAUCAAAAUUAUAAAUGAAAAAAUAAUGCUAUAUUUAACUUAUCCCCAAUGCGUCAACAUAUAGAAAACUGAGAAGUUAAGUGAGUUUUAAAAUUACCUUAAAAGAUACACCUUUUUUUCAAGUCUGUGUGUGUGUAGUGACAGAUCAUUGAUAUAAGUAGGUGGAGAUUUUUAUUGUUAUUUCUGUCGAAGCAAAUUUGAAAAAGCACAGGAUUUGUUUAUUCUGUAGUCUGUAAUGACCCUGAGGGGACAUGAAAUAUCUGUUUUGCCUCCCCUUGAAAAAUUAUCAAUGAGCAAGUAAACAUGCGCCAUUCUCUCUCAUCUGAAGCCAUGGCGAAGCGACGGCGAGUUUCAUCCACUGGCAAGAUGUACCCUGCAGAUAGUUAUGGUCCCUCCUUUCUUCUAGGCAAUGAUUUAAUCUCUGCUAAGUAUUCUCCUUUUUUACUCGCUUAUGUAAAAGCUGUGAUGAUGAUUUAAAAAAUUUGAUCGUUGAAAUGUUGAAGCGCAGUAGUAUUAAGGUCUGUUUUAUAUCAAUCGCUAUUUUUUUGUUCACGAUUGUUCCAAGUAUCUUUAGCAUGACCUUCUUGUACUUUAACCUUUUAUACUUGAAUAAUCGUCAAAGCAAAUGUUUGAAGUAAACUUUUUAGACCAUUUUCUUAACUUUCAAUGAUUUUCCUCCUCAUUGUUUUUCUAAGCUCUCUCAAAGACUGUAACAAGUGACUGUCGAUACAAGCGGACAAACAACUACAUUUUUUUAUUUUCAUCAGUUUCUUAUCCAAUACGUACAUUUUAAGAAUAUUAAUUUUUUAACUUGCCUUUUGAAAGUUAACAAAGAACAAUAUUUAGCAACCAAGUUAAAUUUUUCUAAGAGACAAACCUUCACGACCAAAGAACAACUUCUCAGUCAGUUGAAAGUGAAUUUAUUUUCUGUAUGAUUUGAAAAAAAACCCAUCAAUGUAACAUAUCCUGCUGGAUAGCGUUUGGUUGUUCAAUCAAUAAUAAUCAUUCUGUAUUUUUAAAUCAUGCUUCAAUUUGAAAUGUUUAGGAGAAAAAAAAUGCAUCCUCAUUUUCUGUUCUUACCUUAUCAUGCCUAUUUUCUUUUUUACGAGGAGGUACUCAUAAAUUUUGGGUCUCUGUGUGGGUAUAUUCGUGAUCAGAUAAGCUUGCUGAACACUUUUUGUUUCUAUUUUAGAAAUUUUAACAUUAGUUAACCAAAAGAGGGAAAAACCAACUAUCUAAGAGAAAAAACAGCCUUGAUCUUUCUCUCACGUGUGACUCUUUUAUUAUUUUUUAAAUCAGUUCAGAGGUUUUGAAGAAGGCUUUAAAUUGUUUUAAUUUGUUUAUCUUUCAGUCAGUAUUUUUCAAUAUUAAUCUGUUUUAAAUCCAGUAUUGUUAGUGACCUUGAUGAUUUGGAACGCCGUAAAAAAAAAAAAAAAAACCUGAAUUUAGUCAGUGAAUUAAGUAAAGUAAGAACAUGAUGCUGAAUAUGACAGAAUACCUGAAUAAUUCACUUGAGUCGUUCUCAGGUCCGGUUAAAAAAGUUAAUUACUGUUCAUUAACAAUAUACCUGGGCUAAAUGAUAAGUUCCUUAGUCAUAGACAUUUAUUGCUCUACCUGUUUUCUUCUUAAAUUUUGUAGCAAGAAGCAAGGUGUUCCAAAUUUUUUGACAUGAAUCAUAUAAACUGUAAGGCAGUAUCUAAAAAUGUAUUUUUUUCAAAACAUUGUAUAAGUAAUUUUUUCUUUUUUAGCCAAAAAAUUUUUGUCAAAUUUUCAAGAGAUGUACCGAGACACUGUUGUAAAACCAUUAAUUUACUCAGAACAGUUUCUACUCAAAUGCUUUGACGUGUAUUCCAAGUAGAGAAAAAUACCGUUAAAGGGUCACUCUUUUUUUUUAAACAUAUUGCUUUUAAUGUUUGCUCUCUCAAAUAAAACAAUAGAGACCACCCACUUGUUUCCGAGGUUUGUUCUAACAGCUUGUUAAAAUUUGUUAACACAAACGAGAAAUACUUUCUGUAUCAUUGUUAAAUGUUUUUAAGCAUACCUCAUAUACUUUUUAGAGAUCAGUUUAGUUUGUGUCCAAACUAAUUUCAUUUUACACCUGCAUAUUACCACAAUUCCAGCAUUAUGUUGGGAAACAAAUUAAUUGCCGAUAGGAGUGUAAAUGCUUGUCAGAAUACUCAACAUGGCUCUCGUUUUUUGGCUACAAUUGAUCGUAAGAUAAGUCAACAUAACCUUUAUUUUUAGCUGAAAAUGGUGUUAUUAAUAUUCCACACCCAUUUGUAAACCCUUAAUGGUGUAGACCAUUACUCUCAUGCUCAAUUACUAAAGGUAAAUACUUUCAUUUACAGAUUACAGUUUGCUUCAAAUUCAAGUCGAGCUACUACAUUCAGAUUCUUCAAUGGUACUUAAAACAUUCGAAAGACAGUAAAUUGCUACCAAGGAGCAUUUUUAAGACUAAUUUUAUUAUGACUUUAUAAUUAUACUUAUGAUUCUGUGAGUUGAAUCGUUUUAUGUCAAACAAAUCAAUUUUCCUUCUCACCGUUUCAUUUUUCUCCUAAAUAUUUUUGUCAUCAUUGAGAUCAUUUUUUAUUUUACUGCUCAAAUUUUUAUAAUUUUAUCGGAAAUUUUGUACAAGGUUUCUUGUUACAAAUAUGUUUUUCUUCUUCAUAGUCUGUUCUGUAGUGCACUUGAUUUCCUAUUUCUUUUGCUUCAAAUACGGUGUAUUUAUCUUGACAGUUGAAAUUUAGAGGUACCACCAAGUAUUCUUCAAGCCCAAGGAAUUAGAAUGUAAUGGAGGAAAAGAAAACCUGUAGUUGAGUUUAAAAAAAUUCAAUAAAUGAACUUUUUGGUAUUUCAUCAACUAGGCUGAAUCUUAAACAGACCUCACCAUUUUAAUAUCAGGUUUCUUUAUUAUAAUUUUUGUUUUUGUUUUGUGAUCUCAUGUUUCAGUUUCUAAUUACUUUUUAUGUAUGUAUUUAUUUAUUGUAAGAGAUCUUAUGUUGUAUACUUGUAUAAGAGCUGUGUUAGUAAUGUAGGUUUAAUGAUUACCGUCAGAAUUAAAGCAGUUUAUUUUUUUUAAA
Molecule: messenger RNA, 9416 nt
Organism: Bemisia tabaci
Lineage: Eukaryota; Metazoa; Arthropoda; Insecta; Hemiptera; Aleyrodidae
Gene: BRWD3
Product: bromodomain and WD repeat-containing protein
Biological process (GO): regulation of cell shape; cytoskeleton organization; regulation of transcription by RNA polymerase II
Cellular component (GO): nucleus
Molecular function (GO): protein binding
Source: RefSeq, a predicted model, not a curated record